CGGGCUUCAUUUGAGAGGGGGUCAAGUGAUUGACAGCCAAUUGCAGAGCGCAUGGGGCGUCACGUGGCCAUUGUUUUUCUUCUGACCGACGUCGCACGUCAUUCCGGGAGGCAGACAGGACGAAUGACCGUGUGUGUGUGUGUGUGUGCUGUUUUAACUCUUGUGCUAACAUUUAUUGAAGAAGAUAUUAAAGGAGUCCAGGCUUUUCGUUGACGCGACGACUCCAGACGACUGGUUGUUGAAAAGGGAGAGCAUAGAUCUAAAUAUUGCUUUUGGAUGGCACGAACCGAUCUCAAAGAAUGAGUCAUAGAUGUGCUCCAAAUGCCUGGGUGAAAGUAAGCAGAGCGUCUCAUUUGUGGCAAACGCAUGCCCACAAGUCAGCGGCAUCACUUCCCUUGUUUGAUACCUCUCACUGCAGGGUUCAUUCACAACAACCGUACUGCUACAAGGUUGGCUACCUCAGCUGGAGGCACAUCCACCACCUGAGGAUCACUGGGCGCAAGGGAUGGCUCUUAAAAGCUAACCAGGUCAGACAAAAACUUGGUCUCCACACCAGCAGCCUGUAUUUGAACACUUCAGCUUCGCGGUGGUCUGCUGGUCUGAGCCAACACAUGUCGCGAGUCAGGAACACGUUGGACACAGUUUCUAAAGCUGUGAGCGGGACACAUACAGAACUUCUCUCCAAAAUCGCCAGACUCAAGCCCAAUGCUUUGAAGGUUGGGGAAAAAGCUGAGGCUGGUAUUGAGUCGACAGCAAAAGCUGAGGAGAGUGCAAUCACGCCUGCCACUGCUUUCACUGAUGCUGCUUCCCCUUCUACGUCUACUCCAUCCAAACCCUCGUGCGAGUCACCUUCUUCCAGUCCUUCUAUUCCCACGUCUGCUGCUACAUAUGACGCAAGUGCCACUACCUCUACUCAUCCUCAUGGUUCUUCCCAAGCGACCGUCAUCGCCACUAAUCUGCCUGUGCGUGAACCUAAGGACAAGAGGCUGAGACGUGUUGUUCCUGCUGUCAAAGCCACUUGUGCAAGGAAGCAGGAGGAACCUAAACCUUUACCGAGUGAUACUGAGAGCAAGAGCACAGCCUCAAAGCAAACCACAGCACUUUUCCAUCCCAGCACCUUUUCAGUCAGCCUGGAUGAGACCUACAACUACCUGUCCCAUCACAUCAACUCAUACUUUGGCAGCAGCACAAAGACUCAGGAUAAUAAAGUGGACAAUGUUGACCACAGCCCUGCUCCCUCUCAGGGUCAGCAAACUACUGACCUCAUGUCAGUGUCUGAAAACAAAGAUUCUGCUGUAGCUGCUCCGGUUACGCCACCCUCCUCUAAGAAGGGUUUAGGACACUACCUGUCCUACUCGGCUCCCACUGUACAAGCCUUUGUGGGAAAUUACAUAGCUCCGCUGGUCCCCAAGUUUAGGACAGCAGAGUCCAAAAGUGCUGCAGUGGAGGAGAGGAAGUCUGAGGAUGCACCAGUCAAACAAGUCGAGGCCGCCGUUAGUAAGGAGCAGAAGGCGGCCGAGGAGAAAGCCAAGAGACUUCUGCUUCAAAGGGAGAAGAUCAUUGCCAGGGUGAGUGUUGACAAUCGAACCCGGGCUCUGGUACAGGGUCUCCACAGGGCAUCUGAUGUAAGAGUCUACAUCAACAGGGUGGAGGACCUCAGCUACCAUCUCCUGGAGUUUCCAGAGACAAGUGGUGUCGCAGUCAAGGAGAAGGUUAUCCCUUGCCUACUGCGUCUGAAACAGGCCAGUGACCCAGGCUUGAGGGCGGCAGUGAGGGAAGCCCUCGCUCUGGUGGGCUACCAUGCACCUGUUAAAGGCCGGGGAAUACGCAUCCUGUCCAUAGAUGGAGGAGGAUUGAGGGGACUUCUCGCACUUCAGACGUUACAGAAGCUGGAGGCCCUGACUGGCAAACCCAUUUACAAACUGUUUGAUCAUAUUUGCGGCGUCAGCACAGGUGCUGUCCUGGGAUUCAUGCUGGGCGUGUUCCAAAUCCCUCUGAGCGAGUGCGAUGAUCUUUACCGGAAGCUGGGGUCGGAUGUUUUCAAGCAGAACGUCAUCGUUGGCACCGUGAAAAUGGGCUGGAACCACGCUUUCUAUGACAGCGAAGCCUGGGAGAACAUCCUCAGAGAGAAAAUGGGCUCUCACCUUCUGGUCGAGACUUCAAGAAACCCUGAAUGCCCCAAGGUGGCAGCAGUGAGCACCAUAGUGAACCGGGGCACUCCUCUGAAGGCCUACGUGUUCAGGAACUACAACCUGCUGCCCGGGGCGCGCUCUCACUACCUGGGGGGCUGCCAACACCAGCUCUGGCAGGCCAUCCGUGCCACGUCAGCAGCACCCGGCUAUUUCCAGGAGUUCACCUUGGGAAAUGAUCUCCAUCAGGAUGGAGGUCUGCUGAUUAACAACCCCACAGCACUGGCUAUCCAUGAGUGUAAGUGUUUGUGGCCUAACACGCCCUUGGAGUGUGUGGUCUCACUCGGUACGGGCCGCUUUGAAACGCACGGCAAGAACAGCAGCACCUACACGAGCCUCAAAGCCAAACUCAACAAUGUCAUCAGCAGUGCCACAGACACUGAGGAGGUUCACGCCAUGCUCGACGCCUUCCUCCCUCCCAACACUUAUUUCCGCUUCAACCCGUACUUGAGCGAAGACAUCUCCAUGGACGAUAACCGGCUGGAGAAGCUCAACUUGCUGCAGGCUCAGGGCAUCCGUUAUUUGGAGAGGAACGAGGAGAAGCUGAAGAAGGUCACUCGCAUCCUCAACCGAGAGAAAAGCUCUCUCCAGAGGAUGGCUGAGUGGGCCAGGCUCAGGGUUGACACGUAUAACGGUCUGUCCUUUCGGUCCUAGAAGCUCUAGAAAUCCAACUCAAGCCUUCUUUACCUCACAUGGAAACUCUUCCCAUAAUCUAAAUCGCCUAGAAUAUGCCAUGUUACCAUGCUUAGUGUGUCAUAGUUUUUGACUUCUUGACCUGUGGCUCUGAAGAACAUUGUGUAAACACACACACAACUUGCCAAACACUACCUUCGUCCUCACUCAUGCUUCACACAUCGGGUUGCUAUUGUGGCUGGCAGCACUCGACUUUAUUAGGAAAAUAUGUAAAAUCGUCACUUUGGUCAUUUCAAUAGGGAUUUGUGAUCAGCUGUGCUAGCAAAUAAAUCUCGCAAACAUGAAGGAAUAGUUCAGCUUUUAGUGGAAUACAUUAAUUUGCUUUCUUGCUGUAAGUUCGUCAGUUACCGCUCGCAGCCAGUUAGUUUAGCAUAACAAUAGGAAAUGGGGAAAGCUAACAUGGCUCUGUCCAACGCUUCGAAAUCUGCCUACUUGGCCAGUUUCCAUGUCUUUGUGCUAAGCUGCUGGCUCCAGCUACAUUUUCAGCACAUGAGAGGGGAGGCAAGAAAAGCAAAUGAACAUAUUUUCUAAAAUGUCCAACUAUUCCUUUAAAAAACAGAAUACUGUAACGUCGUACAGUAGCCAGAGUCACCAAGUGAGCACUUUCCAGCCAUUUGCUUCAAUUUUGAAAGAUUUAUUACGACAACCAGUAUAUCCUCGUAAACAUGUUUGUACUUUCACAGAAAAACGUGUAGGUGGGCUGUACUGUAUGUACUAUAGAAAUGCAGUCCUUGAGCUAAGCUGUCAGCCUGUAGCUCUGUACAAUAGCAAUGUAAAGACAUUUUAAAAAAGGAAAAAUCAUUUUUUUUGAUUUAUCGGUCUAAUCAAGGUCAAUUUGAGCACCUAAUGAAAGCGUGUUUCUCAGCUGUGGUGACUAAACUUUGCACAUUUAACAAUGCAGCUACUGGUCACCUGUGUAAUUUUAUACUGAUUAUAGUGACGCCUGGUCCUAGAGAGUCCAUCUCAAGCAUUACAGUAUUGCAUAUGAUGUAAACGCAUGUUAUAUUUAAGAUGUAACACAAAAAGAAGAAGAAACUAGAAAAUAUCUAGUAAAAAAAUAUACUGCAGUGUAAGCUUUAGCACAAUAUUUCUUCCUAAAAUACCUAUGAUUGUUAAUGAUGCUUGAAUAUAUAAAAAUGGAGCCUUGCUGUCCUAACUUUUAUUCUUUCUUUUAGCCUCAGAAUAUUUUAAGUUCUCUUGUUUCAAACGCUUUUAUCAUUGUGUGCUUGAUUGUUUGCUUUUAUGGAUCCCCCACAGGCGACGCACGUUUUCGUCUUCACUGUGCCGGCUUCUUUCCCUUUUGAUGCCUCUUCUCAAAAGCCUUUUUCACCCUCUCUAUCUGGAAGCGCUUCGCUUCAGUCCCCGCUCUGCCGCACUGUAACAUUUGUUAGAAUCUUGCAGCUGCUGGUUCAAAACAGAUUGCUGCUUAUUGAUUUGUCAUUGCUGAAAAUCAUUUUAACGACGUGCACAGCUUUAAAAAAUUGCACUGCAGACAUUUAUUUCCAACAAUGUGUUGGUCACUCCCAGACCUGAGGAGGUAAAAUUAACACGGAUUAAUGUAAUUCCACUGUUCUCCUGUUGUUCCCGUGUAAUGACUGUUCUAAGAGUGCAUGUAAUAAAAAACCCAUCACCGAA
This is a messenger RNA of Larimichthys crocea (large yellow croaker), 4517 nucleotides long. RefSeq names its product calcium-independent phospholipase A2-gamma. The record is from RefSeq and is a predicted model, not a curated record. Gene Ontology annotation, biological process: arachidonate metabolic process. The transcript is spliced from 10 exons. The coding region runs from base 300 to 2843 and encodes 847 amino acids. Gene Ontology annotation, cellular component: membrane. Lineage: Eukaryota; Metazoa; Chordata; Actinopteri; Sciaenidae.